Molecule: messenger RNA, 1700 nt
Organism: Daphnia pulex (common water flea)
Lineage: Eukaryota; Metazoa; Arthropoda; Branchiopoda; Diplostraca; Daphniidae
Exons: 5
Coding region: 1138-1572 (144 amino acids)
Source: RefSeq, a predicted model, not a curated record
CUUGCCGUUGUAAUAGUAACGACGUUAACCUCGCUAAUUAAGAGAUGGAUGGAGCGCGGUUAUGUGUCAAAAAGUGUUACUCCUCGAGAUGCUUUCAAUGUAAUAUUAGUUCAGUUAUCAUUUAGGAUCAUUCGGUUUUAUACGGACGUGGUCUUAACAUUACUGGUUACCUUUAUAAUAAUAUUAUCGGUAUAAUUUGCACUUGUUUUCUGAUCAGAGUGGGCGGAUAAAGGAUUCUCUUCCGGUGACGCGGUAGUAAUGCUGGGAUACUAUAGGUCUAAAUAAAUUUGUUGUUUGCUUAAGAUAACUGGAAUUAUCUAUUGCGUAGUUGACGUUGGGUGGGCGGCGUAAUAACUUUCCUGUUAUUAUUGAGGCAUCUAGACUAUAGUUGGUUGACGUAAACAAACUAAUACAAGGGAGGAUCGCACCUGUUGCUGGUGCUCGGUUGAAUGGGUUUUUAUCGAGAUUAAGCAAUACAGUUUAUCUGGCGUAAUGCAAUCUGGCUCAUGUUCCCUCGACGUCCAUACGGUGCGUUUGGUUAUUCUAAAGUUUCUUAAUGUUGUUGUUUUGUAAACUAAUGCGCGGGUAUGGCACUAACAUUUUCGCGAUUUACGCUGGCAGAACCGCAAAAUACAGAAACCACAGAAAGUCUAGAAAUUUGGUUAUAAAAUGAGAAGAAAAGAAUCAGAAAAAUAUUUGAUUCAAGGUUAUUUUUUAAAUUCUUGUGUUAAUAAAAAAUAAAAAAGUUGAGUAAAUUAUCUUUGAUUUUAUAGGCCGAAUGAAGAAUUUCAAGUACAAAAUUUAUUCUUUAAGUUAACAAUAAAUGUUGAAGCUUUUAUAAACCAUUUAUUAGCAAUACAAAAAUGGAGCUAUAAUUAAAAGUGAAAUAGAUUAGCCAGCGUUGUGAAUCACUCUUGUUCGAAUGUUGUUGCGUUUCCAGCGGUUGCGCUGUAAACCCGCGCGGUGCUGUUCAGUAUAAAUACCGUUCAGCGGAUACAGUUUUCUUCAUUCAGUGUAUCUACCUUACGGGCUGUCGGACGUUUUCAGCCUCAGUAGUUGUUGCAUCCGCUCUUUAGCACUCAUUUUGCUUGCGCUAGACUAGCGUAUUACAUUCAACAACUCAAUAAACCUCACGUCAUGGCAAGAAAGGAAUCCGUAUUUUGGCUAUUUUGCACGUUGGCGUUAAUGAUGAGUGUGGUCUUAGUUGAUGCCCAGACCUUUUUUACGAAUGGACGUUAUGGGAAGCGGUCUGAAGUUCGUUCUCGAGUCGCUAGCCGUUCGGCUGACGAAAGAUUCUUCGGAGGGCCCCGAUUUGGCCGCUCUGGUAAUGGCGGAAUCGUUCUUGGCAACAGUGAACUGGACGCCCGUAAUCCGGAAAGAUUUUUCAUCGGAAGUCGCUACGGUAAACGUAGUGAAAUGGAACAAAUCGUCCCGUCCCCGCAGGUGGAUGAAUCGACUUCCAAUAGCCAAGAAAAGGAGACAUUUCUUGAAUGUAAUCCAAUAGGGAUUGAGCAGCUUUACCACUGCAUUGAAAGAAAAAAUGGAAACGUCAAAAAUCAAGAAGGAGCAUGAAAGCUAAACAGUGUUUUAUCCAAGCUUUGCUUAAAAGGAGAGAAAACAUCGUUAAAACUUUAUCUUGAUGACUCUUUAAAACGCUAGUUCAUAUAUUGUACUAUAAUAAACGUUGUACUACAUUGUGA